Molecule: messenger RNA, 5965 nt
Organism: Culex pipiens pallens (northern house mosquito)
Lineage: Eukaryota; Metazoa; Arthropoda; Insecta; Diptera; Culicidae
Product: netrin-B-like
Exons: 8
Coding region: 333-2297 (654 amino acids)
Molecular function (GO): protein binding
Source: RefSeq, a predicted model, not a curated record
GCGGAAAGUGCUCGCGUACUCUCUCAGUCGUCCGCUGAGAAAAAGUCGAAAAGUCGGCGCGCGGUCGCGAGGUUUUUUUUUGUACGGUUGUAUUUUCGGGGGUUUGACAAACCACGCGCGCACGCGAGCGUUCGCAGCAGCUAUCAACGGAGGGCAGCAUGUUGCGCUAGCGAUUCUUAAGAAGUGAAGCAGAAGAGAAGGAAGAGAACAGUGCGUUCUAACGGGGUGAAAGCCGCGCGUAGCGCGAGAAGAGUUACACGAAGAGAAUGUUGUUCCCGGGAAAGUGAAAUUUGAGUGAUUUCUGGGAAGUGAAACAGAGUUAUAAAAUCGACAUGAAGUGCAGUGUACUGCUGUUGGUGGCGCUGGUGACGGUGACCUCCGGGCACCGGUCGUACCUGCGCAGCUUCCAGACCCAGGCGUCGAUGGACCCUUGUUAUGACGAGGACCGUCCACGGCGCUGCAUGCCCGACUUUGUGAACGCCGCGUUCGGCGUUCCGAUCGAGGCUUCCUCGACCUGCGGACGGGACAAGCCCGCCCGCUACUGCGACUACCGAGAUCAGCUCGCUCGUAACGAGUCCAGCUGUGACAUUUGCGACGACUCCGAUCCGACCAAGCGGUUCGCGUCGACCGCCCUCACGGACGUGCACAACUCCAACAACGUGACCUGCUGGCGAUCGGAACCGCGCGUCGGCUCCGUAGAUCCGGGAUCCCAACCGGACAACGUAACGCUCACGCUAUCGCUCGGCAAAAAGUUCGAACUAACCUACGUCAGUCUGAUGUUCUGCCCGUACGCGAUCCGUCCGGAUUCGAUGGCCAUCUUCAAGAGCGCCGACUACGGCAAGACCUGGCAACCGUUCCAGUUUUACAGCUCCCAGUGCCGCAAGCUCUACGGACGCCCAACCCGGGCCACCAUCUCCAAGACCAACGAGCAGGAAGCUCGCUGCAUCGACCACAACCGCUUCAACGCCGACGGCGUCCAAGGCUCCCGGAUCGCCUUCAGCACCCUCGAGGGGCGCCCUUCCGCCCAGGACUUCGAUUCCUCCCCCGUCCUGCAGGACUGGGUCACCGCCACCGACAUCCGCGUGGUCUUCCACCGACUCCAGCCCCCAACCACGACCACCAUCCUGAAAACGCAGUCCUCCGAGCAGAUCAAGUACAAAAAGUCCGAGUACAUCUCCAAGGAGAUCUUCACGCCGCCCUCGGCCGGCGUCAGCACGUACGCCCUGUCCGAUUUUGCCGUCGGAGGGCGCUGCAAGUGCAACGGGCACGCGUCCAAGUGCGUCAAGGGUUCGGACGGGAAGCUGGAGUGCGACUGCAAGCACAAUACGGCGGGCCGGGACUGCGAGCGCUGCAAGCCGUUCUACUUUGACCGGCCGUGGGGACGCGGCACCGUGCGGGACGCGAACGAGUGCAAAGUGUGCAACUGCAACGGCCAUGCGCGCAAGUGUCGCUUCAAUCUGGAACUGUACAAGCUGUCCGGGCGGGUUUCCGGCGGGGUUUGCAUCGAGUGCCGGCACGACACGACCGGCCGGCACUGCCACUACUGCCGCGAGGGCUUCUACAAGGAUCCGGCGAAGCAGAUCACGCACAAGAAGGCGUGCAAACCUUGCGACUGUCACCCAAUUGGAUCGUCGGGCAAGAACUGUAACCACACGUCGGGCCAGUGCACCUGCAAGGAGGGCGUCACCGGGUUGACCUGCAAUCGGUGUGCCCGCGGAUACCAGCAGAGUCGGUCCCACAUCGCGCCGUGUAUUAAAAUUCCCCGCGUUACCAUGGUCAACCACCAGGCACAGAAUACCGCACCGGACUCUUACCAGUACGAUCCAGAUGCCAGCGAAAGCACCAAAGAAAAUUGCGGCAAAUGUAGAUUUGACACGAAACGAUUAAAUCUGAAUAAAUUCUGCAAGCGUGAUUAUGCCAUCAUGGCAAAGGUCACCGGUCGCACCACGUCCUCCGGCGGUGUUGGAGGCGGAAUGAAGCAGCAGCAGUACGUGCCCCGGGACGAGGUCCGCUUCAACCUGCAGGUGCAGACCGUGUUCAAGUCCACGAGCCCGUCGCUGGUGGCGGCCAGCCAGCGGAAGUCCCCCGUCGGGCUGCUCGUGCCGAACAAGAACCUGGACUGCCGGUGUCCGAGUAUUAAAAUCAACAAAUCUUACCUAAUACUGGGCAUGGACGCGAAGCAGAGCCCGGACACGCUGUCGCUGGGCCCGAAGACGAUCAUCAUCGAGUGGAAGGACGACUGGAACCGGCGGUUACGACGGUUCCAGCAGCAGUCCGGUUCCGGCUCUUGUUAUUAAAGCCGAAGAGCGGGAGAGCAGAAAACAAGUCAACAGCAGCAGCAGAGAGAACGCGAGAGAGUGGCGAGAGGCAAGUCAAUUGUGUAAGAGAGUGCGAAUGAGAGAGAAUGAGAGAAAUUGGGGUGUUUGGGAAGACUGGUCGCGAAUGCAUGCAUACUUUCACACAAAAACACACAGUUAGAAGCGUAAACGAAGCAAGAAGAUACAAAUACACCCUUACUCAUAUGUAUUAAUUGUAGUGGUUAAGUGGAAUGUGGUAGUGUGAGCAGAGCUGGGAGUAGAGAAGAGCAGAGAGUAGAGCGGUAGCAGGAGAUAGUCUUACCAACAAUAGUAUUUUUUGUCUCUGUCAGUGCCAUUGAAUAUUAAAGUAACACAAACACAAGAAUAAAAACAAAACAAAAACAUGAACAAGAAUUACUGUUUUAACAAAGCAAAACACGCAACUAACACAACCUUGCGAAGGGGCGAUCACGCAGAAAUUGGUGAAAAUACAUAAUGCAAUAAAGUGUACAAUAAUGCAAGUUAAGAGUGUACAAUUAAAGUUGUAAGCAAAAACAAAACUAAAAUUUGUGCUUUUUCUUACAAAAUUCGUCUUCGUCGUCGUCUGGUAGGCUUUACUCAAAAAGAAAGAAAAAACAAAAUCAUCAUCACAACAGUUCAUUAGGGUGUAUAUCUGGAUGUCUGCAAAGCAAAAAAAAAAAAAUCAAGGAAAACAAACAAAAAUAUAUUCCAUUUUCCUGUAAAUAGCAAAAAUGCUUCUUCUUUUGUUCUUUUCCUUCUCUCUAAAGAAGGACUUAUUUUAUUGUUAGGUUAUUGGGAGUUGAAAAAGGUUCAAAUUUCAUUAAAAUUGCGUUUCAAAAGACAUAAUGGGCAUCGCUUUCAAAAAAGAAAUGAAAAUGAUGACUACAGCAAAUUUCUGUAUUGCGCUGAGCAGCUUUUUCUAAGUCUGAAGCAGAGAGAAUUUCGCAUGGUAAUGGUUGCUGUUUAGAUAACUUAAUACAUGAAUUUGAAAAUGGCAUUGCAAGGUUAACUUUAAAUCUUGAAAAAUAACAGAUUUUUUUUAGCAAAUUAAUGUGUUAGGGUAAUGUUUCAGUUAUGCUGUUUUACAAACUCAUUAUAAAAUUAAACGAGAUCCAAAUUAAGUUUUUUUCAAUUCCGUUUUGAAAAGUUUAAUUUCAUAUUCGCAUAUUUAAUUUUAUUCAUUCAUUCAUUUCCCGGUUUUGUAUGCCUCGGUUUAAGGAAGACAUGACCUAAAACUCUAUGAAAAAUUACCAAAACUUCAAAAAAAUAUGAUGUAUUGAAAUCGGGAUGAUUUCAGCUACCCAUUGCGUCAAAAUUAUAUGAAAAUUUUGAUAAAAAUAUUUAUUUUAUACUGAAUUUUGAAAUUAAAUUUGAAAAUAUUAAAUUUAAAUUCUCGAAAAAUAUUCAAAAUUUCAAUUUUUGCAAUUUUUUUCAAGCAUUUCUAAAUUUUUAAAAUACUCAAAAUUUUCUCAAAACUACGUAUUUUCGAAAAAAAACUCUAAAUUUUAGUUUUUUUUAAUAUGGGCAUCAAAUGAUCGAGAAUAUUUCAUACAUUGCGAAAGUAAUACUAUAUUUUUUGAAAAUACUCAUUAUUUUCACAGACCUAUGUAUUUUCGAAAAAAAUGCUCAAAAAAUUAAUAAUUGACUAUCGGUGAAAAAUGAUCGGGAAUUUCCAUACAUUUCGAAAUCAAUAUAUAUUUUUCAAUACUUAAAAAUUUCACGAAAAUACGUAUCCUUGAACUAUUGGAACUGGAAUUUGGAGAUUUUUUUAACUUUAAUUUUUCAUUAGGAGUGAAUGAGAAAAACUCAAAUUUUUAGUAUUUUUUGAAAAUAGGUUUUUUUUUUGAUUUUUUGAAAAUACGUAAUUUUUACAGAAAUACGUAUUUUCGAAAAAAUACUCAAAAAUUAGUAUUUUUUCGAUAAACUUUAAAAUUUUAAUGAAAGUGUAAGUUAAAUCAACUGAAAACCAGUUAAAAUGCAUUUUCCUGCGUUUAUAAUCAUAUUUAGCAUGUUUGAAUUCCUUUGAAAACAUUUUAAGUUUUCAGUCAGACAAAAAGUUUUUUUUUCGCGAAAAAAAAAUUUCGUCGAUAUCUUGAUAUUUUGAAAACUAAUGAUUGGAAAGCAACUGGGCGCGUGAAAGAUGCAUUUUUAACACUUUUUUCAUCCAAAUGUUUAAACCUAGGCUUGAAAUUUCAAUUUCUAUAUUUUUAUAUUUUAUAUACGUAGCUCUGUGAAGAUUUUAAUUAUUUUCAUUUUUUAAUGUUUUCAGUGAGCAAAGAAAUUUUGAUCAUUAGACACCCAUAGUCCGAUAACAAAAAUGUAGAGCAUUUUUUUGUUUCUAAAAUACGUUGAUCAUUUGAUACCCAUAUUGUAAAAAUAAAAAUUUGGAUUUUUUUUAAAUACAAAGUUUUGUGAAAAUUGAGUAUUCCAAAAAACAAAAAAUAAAGAAUUUAAAGAAAAAAUAAAUAAUUUACAGUUGAUUUUGUAUAAAUUUCCUGUUAAAGUUCGUUUUAUGAUUUCGAUAUUUUUUGUGAGUAUUCAUCUCUCACUUUGAUUCGCUCUCAAAAAACUGCAAAGAUAAAGAGAGAAAAGUAAAAGAGAAAGAGAGAGAAACUAAAUGGCGUGAGCAAGGCUUUAAAAGAGAACGAUUUCUGACAGUGAUUGCGUGAAAUUUGAAAAUUUAGACAGUCAGCAUCUACAAUAAUAUUUACUCCAUGGUUGCAUUCCGAAGAGACUGUCAGCAAACGCACACGAACCCAGAAACGAAUCGAAGCCUCAUGCUCUUUUUUUUCUCUCUUUUCCUUCUCUUUCUUGCUCGGGUGGUGCUGGGUGGUGACAGAGCGAAUAUGAGAGUCAAAUGACUGUGAGAGUGACUUUGCGUUGUGCUCAUUCGAAGCGUUCAGUAACCUCUCUCGAAAUGUAGAAAAUUUAGCAAAAGCACUUGUAAUGACAAUAAUGUCCUCAAAUAAGGAUCCACCAUGAUUCAGUGACAAAACUAAAUUGGGUCCCAGAGGUCAUAAAAGAGAAUUUGAAUUUGACAAUUUAAGACACGAAGAGAUUGUCAAACGUAGAUGUGUAAACAAAAAAAAAUCUACGGCAACCAUCACUAUAACAUUUCUCCCUUGCUUCAGCAAACUUCAUAAAAUCAAAUCACGAAGCGCUACAAUUAGCGUGUAAGCGGUCUUAUCGAUGCAAAUUUUAUGUUAAUUAUUUGAUAAAUUUUUAAAGUUUGCGGCGAGCAAAAUCACAUCCAUAUUUAUACCUUGAUUAAUGCACAUAUAUAUCGAACAAUGUGAUCAUACUUCCUGUACAUAUGAAAUCCCACACCUUGCCCACAAAUUAAAUCAUUAACAAAUCAUUCGCUGCUCCUCCUCCAUUUUCCUUAUAAAAAAUAUUGGAUUUACAAAGCGUAACCGUAUCGUAUCGCGUAAACGAGAGCUAAUUAAAAAAAAAGCAAACUUGCAAAUAUAUUAUUAUAUUAUAUGUAAAACACACACACACAAGAUAGCACAAGUCGAUUUCUGUUUAUUAGAUUUUUAAUAAGCAUAUCUCUUUAUGUUGGUACUUGAAUCCGGAAGCAGCUGACGAAAAAAAAAUAAAACAGUAGUGUAGUGUCAAAACUUGUUCCAAACUCUAACGCGUAAAUA